AUGAGAUGGAACGCCGACGAAGAACUUACAGCAUCUGGCGUGACCGUUGCCUGUGCUAAGUUUGCCGCUUGGCUUCUCGGCGAGCUUUGCAUCCCGCCAGGCUGGGCUAUUCACUUUGGGGAUCCCGAUCUGUUCUCUAGAGCUGUGGCUGCCGAACACAAACAGACAGCACCGGCUUCGGUGAACCUCAGACUCGAUUUUACCUGCGCUAUACAGCUUGUUCAUCAACUCCGGGACCUUUCUUUCCUUGUUCAAGAGCCGGAAGACAUACUCCUGCUGUGCGACAAGAAAUUCUAUACAAUGCCCAGCAUAGCAAUGACACCGCUCAAAGUGUUCAAAGCUGCUCUGCUUGAGCCGUCAAAAUGGCAAGGAAACAGUUCCUCCAGAGACGAUGAUUGCUGGAUCGGGAAAAUACAUGAUUCAGCACAGCAAAUAAGCAGCCAGAACCAGCACUUGUGGAUGGACACAAUGGAGGCUCGGCCCCAGUUUCCGCGCCGUCCAGCCUUUGGGUUGGGUGUUGGGAACGACAUAUUCGAACCCAGAAUGACAAUGGAAGGGGGCCUCCAUGCUCGGCAGAAUCUCACAGAUCUCUUCCUCAUGGAGGGCGGUGCGUGUGAGAUUUGCCACCACCAAAAUAGCCUGUCAGCCUACUUUGCAGACAUGAUGGGCAAUCUGAAGCAGGAGCCCACUAUGUUCGACAUACUAUGCAACAGAAGACGAGAUGUGAUAUCUCUCGAACUUACAUGUGCCGAUUCUCGGACAAAGAUAUCUCACAUUAGUCUCGUCAACGAGGUUCUGGAAUCACAUAUCCGCUACCAAGCCGACAAGGACUCUCCGACCAAAUUCCAGGUCGCUAGCUGGCAGCCCUCAAUCCCUACAGACAUCGUGUGCCAUGGUGAUGCACAGGCAGUUCCAACCUACCGUGACACGGGCAACACCGACGAGUUUGUGUAUGACAAGGUGAUAUCUCAGUAG
Molecule: messenger RNA, 975 nt
Organism: Podospora pseudocomata
Lineage: Eukaryota; Fungi; Ascomycota; Sordariomycetes; Sordariales; Podosporaceae
Exons: 1
Coding region: 1-975 (324 amino acids)
Source: RefSeq, a predicted model, not a curated record